AAAAGGCCGCAAAUCAAGGAAAUCCCAACGCGAUGUUUAAUUUCGGUGAUUUAUUGAUUAAUGGGGCUCACGGCGUGACACAAGAUUUGGAACAAGGUGCGUUAUGGAUGAAAAAAGCACAUCAAAAAGGUCAUCCACAUGCAUAUCAGAAGCUGGCUGAUAGGUAUAAGGCCCUGAAUAUGCCAGUUCCUACUGAAAUAAAAGAAGGGAUAAAGAUUAGAGGACGAUGUUGA
Messenger RNA from Acaulospora morrowiae, 233 nucleotides. The record is from the annotation of a GenBank genome assembly. Lineage: Eukaryota; Fungi; Glomeromycota; Glomeromycetes; Diversisporales; Acaulosporaceae.